GUUACUCUUCCUGAAUCAAACGAAGUUAAAGAUAUUCAAAGAGUUUUGGUGGAAAUUCCAUCCCUGGGAGGAGGAAUCUGUAGACGACGGUAAUAUAUAUAUAUAUAUAUAUAUAUAUAUAUAUAUAUAUAUAUAUAUAUAUAUAUAUAUAUAUAUAUAUAUAUAUAUAUAUAUAUAUAUAUAACCACUAAACCAUUCAUAUGUAAUAUGCACCUGAAGAACUUUGAAUAAAGUGAAAACGUUAGUGCAAAAACAAAAUGAAUGGUUAAAUCUUCAGUUGUCAGACCAGAAACAUUUUUAUAUAUAUAUAAAUGUGCACCUGAGGAGCUAACAUUAAAGCGAAAACGUUUGUGCAAAAUUUGAGUGGCUUUUAUUUUAUUUUACGUUAUAAAUGUCUCUUUUGGUUGCACAUUGAAACCUUUUCUAUAUUUGUGUUGUGUAUAUUUCAGAGAGAUAGAUUUACCAUCGUUGGAAAGAGAGAAAUACCUCGAAGAAGUACAGUAAGUUGUCUGACUUUCUUUUCAAUUUCCCAUGUUAUAGGUACAUAAGAAUUUUACAGUAUUAACCAUAGUAUAGGUGUAUGAAACUUAUACACAUAUGUUUCCAAAUGUCUGAAUCGGGCAACCCAUGCAAAUCAGAUAUCUAGAGUUUGAUUCCCGCGGUUAGGAUCUUCAGACCUAUAUAUUUGAAAUAAAUGCAUGUUGUUGGUUUGUACCAUGCUGUACCUUUAUUGCGGUAACUUUCAGGAGUAUUGUGGAUAUAAUUCUUCUAUUUCCUUUGUAGAGAUGGUCUAUAUCCACUGACCAUAAUGGAACGCAGACAAAGUCACGCAAAUAUUCAAAGGUGCAAACAUUAGUGGAAAAUUCUGGCAGAUACUUCGUUUGACCCUUAGCAGUUUUUGCACCGUAAUAAUUAAAGCUUUAAGUUUGCUCCACAUAAGUGAUGUCCAUAUCAGACUGUGGAGGGGAGGUUGACAAUCUCUUGACAUGGUCCAUUGCCCGGGGUUAGAGGUUAGGGGUGGGAGUAGGGAUCGAUACACUAUAGUGAGGGUCACAUGAAGCAUAUACCAAAACCUUCGGGAAUUACCGCUGCCAGGAGGUUCCUAACAACAUAGCUUUGCAGAGGAUUUCCUCACAUCUUGCCGGAAAUUUUUGCCAUCUUAUAGACUGGAAUGCCAUAUAAUUUACUUACUGUUUACAGCGUCUUGCAAGUCCAGAUUAUUACCACAGAGAAGAGAUAUACAGAGAGGAAACACGCGGCAAAUUGUGUCACGCCGAUAUAUUCAGUCUAUUAAUUAACUAUAGAAAAUGAUAUUAAUUCACUAUUUUAUCAAAUUUUGACCAUGCAGAGGAAAAAACUAUACAUAUUAUAGAAGUAUUCAUGUUUUUUUAUGCAAGAGUUAUAUUUUGAGGAAUUUAUAUCAUUUGCUGCUUUGUUUUUUAUAUAUAUGAGCAUCUGAAAGCCGUCCAGCCAGUGCUUUUCACGAUUUUAAUAAGGAGUAGAUAGAGAAAAAACAAACAUUUGCAAAAUAAAAUGUUAUGUUAACACUUUUAAUAAAAAGAAAUCAAUAAAAGUGAUCACUUACCGUUAUUCUACAAUAAUUUAUUGAACAAAACUUCCAUGGGUUUCUCAUUUUUUAAAAAAAAGCGAUUUUCACCUUUCGAACGGCGUUUUCCCUAUCUUUUGCUAUGAAAUUUCAGCGACGGCACUGGCUGGAAGAUUUUGCGUGGCGCGUGGAACCUGCGUGGAACGCGUGACACAAAAAUUCAGGUUAUCGAGGUGUCUGUUUCCUCUCUGUAUAUCUCUUCUCUGUGUUAUUACUUUGUGUCGAGAAUGGUCGAAAUUGAAGUUCAUCACAAUGUAUGCUACCUUCAUUUUUCUUUGCUAGACCUUUAACGCCAGAGGAGGGAGAGGCCGAGGAAAGUUCAAAUCCUCCCCCUGACGACAUAGAGACGAGACUGGUUAGUUGCAUAGUAAUCAUUGUUGACAGGGGAGGGUGUGCCUCGGUUUUUGUGAACGAAUAUACAAAGUAUCUGCUAACCUCUUUCCCAGGUGUUGAAUAUGAACUGCAAGACAAAAAUCUCUGAAAAUCCCGGAAAACGGAUGGUAGGGAAUGGUUAUGAUUAUUCAUGUCCUUUUAAGACCUGGUCAAACGCGAAUGUUUUAUCGUACUUUAUGUGAAACGCAAGGAUCUAAAUAGUUGUGUUUUGAAGGAGUUGGGAGUGAUUUAUCAAGGGAAAGGUUUAUGCAAAUCAACAGAAUGCUGUUUAUUAAUUUAACAACUCAUUAAACAAGACUAAUUCUUUUGAGUUUUUUUCAUGAUUUACAAAAAAUUGAAUACUCGAAAUAAUAACUACAUUAUAAUUUAAUUUAUUUGAAAUUACAUGAAAUAAUGAUCACUGUUUAUUCGUAUGCUUGUUCAUUUCUUGAGCGUAUGCUUGAUCACUGUUUAUUCGUAUGCUUGUUCAUUUACUUUACAGUUAAUACUUCAUCUUCAAAUGGACGAUCAGAUGAACAGACUGCUAACAUGCGAUCUGGAAUCAGGUGUGUUUAAGAAGUCAGAUUUUACUCAAAUCGGCUUUCAACAUGCACAUUUUAUGAUUGCAUGUAAAACCCGCAUAGAAGAACCACAAUUAUAAUGUCAUGCUGAAAUGAUUCUUAUAUAAUUGCUACUUGGCGAGAAAUCAGUCCGAGUUGGUUCUUAUUUCUAGUCAAAAACAAUUGUUCCUAGAACAUGCAUGCUUUCUACUUUAAUUAAAGCACAACAGUUAAGGGUUUUUUUAAGAACCGGCCUCAUUUGGUAGCCUGAAGUAUUGUAGGUCUUGUACCCAGCCUUGGCUAUCUCUGCGUCGUUUUCAUGAUUUGAGACAUAAAAGUUUACUGUUUGUUUUGUUACAAGUGAUACAUUUACGAAAUCAUAUAGUUAUAUAUAUUGAUGUAUUGAAAUAAGUCACUGGGCUAAACGAAACUUCAAAUUCUGGUUAACAGAUCUCAAAUGUUGUAGAGAAUAUCUUGAGUAUUAUUGCUGCUUGAAUAACCCUUCGUUUACAGUUAACUAUUAAUAAUCUGUCUCUAGAAAAUAAUGAAGUUUUUUGCUGAAUCGUGCACCUUGACUUAUUUCAAUACAUCGAAAUCGUCCCGCCUCAUAUCUUGUCCUGGCAAAGCGAGGAUCAUAUAAACAGCCCCUUAUAAUUAUAUUCAGCAAAUUGCGGAUGCUGCCUUUGAUCCUUUGGGAGUGAGGCAGCACUUUCCUUGCGAUAGUAACUACUAGUAUUAGAUAAUAUAAAAGAAAUUUACAUAAUUAGGUCAUCAAUCCCAAAAACGGGGUUCUAUAGUGAAGACUAGGUACUUUCCGGAAAGGUUUAUUGCCUAAAUUCUAGACCGGUGGUUGAUCCAAUGCUAUGCGGGUUUUUACUUCAUUUACAUUAAUUCAUGCAACGCAUCAAUAAUGGAUUUUACACUCGAUUCGUAGAAGAAAAAGCUGGGGAACUAGCGGAGGAUUUAGUUAAGCAUGGAUUUAUUAAUCCGGUAAGUGUUAGUGAUUAAGGUAAUUUAUAAUUCUAGUUUUCUAAUCACAGAAAUUGUAAAAUCUUAUAGUACAUUCCAUAUAGUUGGGAACACAGCAUGGGAAAUAUUUACAUAGUUGAAUCACAUCAAACUUUCAAAAUUACGAAUUAGUUUUUUUUACCUUACUAGGCUGAUAAGGAACGUAUCUCAACUUUAAUGCAGACUCACUUGAAACGGUAAGAAUUUUUAUUACACGAGAAACCGCUUCUUAUCUGGUUUUUACAAGAAGGAGUAUAUAGCUUGUUGAAAAACGAGACGGCAACCAUACUAUUUUUCUUUUUUUCCAGCGAGGUGGCUGUUGCCUGAAUUGUUUACCCAAAUUCUGUUGGAAAUCAAAACAGAUGCGAUGCAAGUCAAAUAUUUGUAAAUAUUUCUGGAGGUUAUAUUGAGCGCCUGGAGUUUAUUAGGAACUGUUCGUCAAUUAUUCCUGUAGGGUUGGUACCGAAGACAUGCAUGCACUUGUAUAGGUGUUAAAUCUUUUACUAAAUUCAAAGUUGGGUAAAAUCGUACGUUUGAACCUGUUUUUCUACUGCAGUCCAAGUCGUUAGCCAUGUGUUACAACCAGGAAAAAUUAAAUGCAUUUAUAUAGCAUUUCUUAGGACUGAAAUACAGUAGAACUGUUGACAUACUUCGUGGUACAAUUCGUGGUUGAAUUAAAAUGAUUUUAGAUAUAAGCUUGAAGUUGGGAAAAUAAAAAUUUAAAUAGUCUUCGAUGGUAAUCCAGGUAUAAUUUAUGAACUGCCCCCUAUCAUUACAGGCCCUAUCUAAGAAUUAUAUUGUAAAUUAUCACAAAUAUGUGUGUCUUGGUCUUUUGUUCUCGUAAUUCAUUACGUAAUUCGGUACAAUUAAUUUCGGUUCAUCCAUGAUCUUGUCAAACUCGCACAACUUCAUCUGAAAAUGUGAA
Molecule: messenger RNA, 4471 nt
Organism: Paramuricea clavata
Lineage: Eukaryota; Metazoa; Cnidaria; Anthozoa; Malacalcyonacea; Plexauridae
Source: the annotation of a GenBank genome assembly